GUUAAGAGGAGAGCCGACGUGAGCGCGGUGACACAAAGAGCUGUCGUUGGACGGAAGAACGGGAAAAGUUUCUGAAAAUGGCUUCAAGAGUUCGACGUCGCAACAGGCCGCACCUUAUCAUCAUGAGGGGCCUGCCGGGGUCCGGGAAGACGACAUUAUCAUGGGACAUCAUGAAGGAGUAUGAUUACACAGGAGAAGUGCUGAGCACCGAUGAUUAUUUCAUUGACGAUUACGGUUACUACAACUUUGAUUUCUACUCGCUGGAAAGGGCACACAACUGGAAUCAGGAAAGAGCUGAGGAAGCCAUGCAAAAUGGAGUACACCCGAUUAUCAUCGAUAACACCAACAUGCGUCGCUGUCACAUGGAGCCGUACGUUCAGAUGGGUCUUGAAUAUGGCUACUACAUCAAGUUUAGAACAACACCAGACACCUUUAGGUGCAGUGUUGAGGAGCUUCACAAGAGGGCCAAUUGCGGCAUACCAAAGAGGGUGAUGUACAGGAUGAAGAAGAACUUCGAACAAGUUGAAACCAUUUACGACGUCCUAAAUGACCCAGGAUAAGAGUAGAGGGGUCAUCGACGUUCCCCCCCCCCCCCCCCCCCCCCUUCCCCCCGACUCGAACCGUCGGCAGAAGAAGCGCUCUUUUCGACUUUUUGGCAAAGCAAAUGAGAUGUUCACGCUAGAAGGCUUCAGGCAAAGCGGACCUUGUUAGCAAACGUGUCCAUCGCGAUAUAUUAUUGGUGGCAGAAAAAGUAAUAAAGCAAGAUUGAUCAGGCUUUGGCAAUCUGUUGCAACUGCUAUUCAAUGCUUAUUAAUUGGUGUGUUUAUCUACUGUGGUGAGAGAGUCCUGGUACUUCCUGGUACUGAGGCCUACAUGGCUAUCAUAGGCCUGGCAUUGACAAGGGAAGGGAACUGGGAUGUCUCAAGGGCAUUUUCUGUUCUGACGUUAUCGUAUUAUAAUAUAUAGCCACACCUAAGGUUGCAAGGGCACGCAUGUAAAUCCCACGCAUAAUAUUACGUAGUCACACAUAAAACGCUUGCACAGACACAAAUUUCUCUCACACACACACCGGGGGUGGGUCUGAUCAUCUCCAGAUGGAGUUUGGGCCCAGGUAAUCUCCUGUGCUAAUGGUAAUCUAACUUGUUCUCCACUGUGCUGUUAAUGUUUGGGAGCCUAUAUGCAUCAGGGUUCAGUGUCUCUUAAGGCCAUAUCGAACGUGGAAGUAUACCAGACACUUGAACUCAUCUUUUCUGCUAGCAAUCACAGCUGCUGGUUUCCUGCCCUGGCCAGGAAGCCAGCAUUAAGCUGGCUGUGGCUAAUGGCUGACUGAGGGUACUUUCCACUGGUUGUUUUUGAAAUCACCAAAUUGCAAGGUGUUGUGAACGGAAGAGAACGUCAGAUCACCGACAUCACGGAAAACAACAACAAACACUCUGGGUAUAGAUAGUCAUGCUGAACAAAACUUACUGAUUUUUAAGUCUUAAAAAAAAAUUUUUUUUAUUAAAAAUAUAUUCUCAGGUCACAAGCGGUAGAAACCUGUCAUCACAAAUCAAAUAAUUAUUUAGGGGGUGGGGGGGGGGGGGGGAAGAAAUGAAAAGCGAAAUUUAAUCUGGCAUUAGUCCUCUAAAAAUACUGCACAUUUUGUUUUUAAACGGACAAGCUUUAUGCCUCGCACCUGGGCUACACCAUCGACCAGGGGGCAGUCAAUCUUACCCAGAAAGGGCCAGUCCAGGUACAGGCUUUAGUUCCAACCGAGCAGUUACUCACCUGAUUCUACUAAUCAAGGUGCUUAGCAAAGACUGUAGUGGCUGAUUAGCAGAAUCAGGUGUGUAACUCUGUUGUUGGAACGGAAGCCUGCUCCGGCCCUUUCUGGUUCUGGUUAAGAUUGAGGAUCCCUGCCAUACACUGUAGAGAAAAUUGGCUGCACUAGGUUACGGUGUGUCAUAAAUAAAUUUAAAAAAUCAGACUACGGAAGUAUUUUCUCCCGGUAGGUGUCGCUGUUGUCUAAUUUUUGGAACUGGUCUCUCUCGGAUGGGGCUGCGCACUGGCAGACGGUGCUAUGUGCCCGUGACCAGCUCUGUGUUGGUUGGAUCGGUGCUACCAGGAACACAUUGCGCCAUUUUGAAGCCAAGACGAGGGUCAAUUAUGCACAAGAGAGACAACUGACUAAUAUACACCCAAUCAGGUAGGAUUGCGUGGUGACCACGUCUGACCGGACAGCUGCUAAAUGUACUCCAAUGCAUUGAGGUAAAUGUCGCAAUCGGUAGGUUUGAUGUCGUGUUUUCUUUGCUCUGGUAAGCAAGUACAGUUACAGUGUUUACUAGCUAGAUAAUGUUUCAGAGCACACGGGGGAUAUGUAGUUUAACUGACGUUAGUUGCAUUGUAUUGCCCAUUUACUUUGUUCAUAAAAUAGCAUGUCAAAUUGCCAAUCUUAUUCUUGCAGUGGUAACAAAGCAAUAAACGGAAUUAGAUAGCAUUUAUGAUAGCUAAUACUGUAAUGUAUGCCAAGCUGUCUAACAUUAGUUGACUAAACCAGAAAUUCUUCUUCAGUAAUACACUUGGCUGGCUUGGUUUCUGAAUAACAGUGUUUGGUGUUUAACGGUAGCCGCUGUCAGUUCUGUUUUGCUGGUUGGUUGUCCGACGCUGUUCUCGUCGGAGAAGCCUUUUGACUGCGUUACAGUAGCAGUUUGGGAUUUGGAUGCGCGCGACAAUAAUAAUGCUGUUGAAAAAUGGCAAGGAUGUUACUGCAAAAUGUGGACAAAACAUGUGCCCUGUAUACAAAACUGCAACUUCAAAAUUUAAUCGCGACUGCACGUUUGUUGGCAGAUGAAUUUCUUUGUUUCACGUAUGUUUGUGCUGUUGUUUUACAGUUGUCGAAACCUUGCGAUUUGCACCGUUAUCAGCGUUGGAAACCUUGUACUGCUGUAACUUUUAUUUAUUAAAUAAAAGCUUUAUAACAUUG
Anguilla anguilla (European eel) is the source of this 2962-nucleotide messenger RNA. Its product is annotated as NEDD4-binding protein 2-like 1. The transcript has 5 exons. The coding region runs from base 78 to 560 and encodes 160 amino acids. NCBI's taxonomy places the organism in Eukaryota, Metazoa, Chordata, Actinopteri, Anguilliformes, Anguillidae. The record is from RefSeq and is a predicted model, not a curated record.